Messenger RNA from Lolium rigidum, 1209 nucleotides. RefSeq names its product serpin-Z1-like. The transcript has 2 exons. Bases 1 to 1209 code for a protein of 402 amino acids. The record is from RefSeq and is a predicted model, not a curated record. Gene Ontology annotation, molecular function: serine-type endopeptidase inhibitor activity. NCBI's taxonomy places the organism in Eukaryota, Viridiplantae, Streptophyta, Magnoliopsida, Poales, Poaceae.
AUGGAGAUCGCGGAGGCCGGCAGGGGCGAGGUCGCCUUCGCAAUGCGCGCCCUGCACCACCUCGCGCGCCUCGACGCCGGCGCCAGUAACCUCGCGAUCUCCCCGCUCUCCAUCCACGCAGCGACGGUGCUCCUCGGCGCGGGCGCCCGCGGCGCCACGCUCGACGAGAUCGUUGCCUUCCUUGGACCCGGUGGAGGCCGCUCUCACGCGCUGCUCGCGUCGCACGUCGCGCUCCGCGUGCUCGCCGACAGCGACGACACCGGCGAUGCGGGGCCGAAGGUGCGUUUCGCCAACAGCGUCUGGGUGGACGUCCAGGCGGCCCGCCUCAAGGACGACUACGCUCGCGUCGUCGCCGAGCACUACCGCGCCCAAGCGCGCACGGUGCACUUCAAGACGAUGCCGGAGCAAACGAGGGGCGUGAUCAACCAGUGGUUCUCGGCGGCGACGGCGGGCCUGAUCAAGGACUUCCUGCCGCCCGGCUCCGUCAGCGCUAACACGCGGUGCAUCCUCGCGAACGCGCUCUACUUCAAGGGCGUCUGGGAGAGAAAGUUCGACGCCCAGCACACGCAGCCAAGAACCUUCCACCUGCCCGACUACACGGAAGUCCUCGUGCCCUUCAUGUCGAGCCGCGAGAGCCAGUACAUCGAUUGCUGCACCGACUGGAAGGUCCUCAAACUCCGCUACGCGUGCGGCCGCGGCGGCGCUCGCGCUCGGCAGUUCGCCAUGUACGUCUACCUGCCGAACCAGCGGCACGGCCUGCACAGCAUGCUGCAGCAGCUGGCCUCCAACCCGGAGCUGCUCUCCAAGGAUCUCCGGCGCGCCGUCCCCGUGGGCGACUUCAGGGUGCCCAAGUUCACCAUAUCGUACAAGACGGAGGCCACGGGGCUGCUGCGGAGCCUCGGGCUGCGCCUGCCGUUUGACGAGGGAGCCGCCGACUUGUCUGAGAUGCUGGAGUCGACCAAGACGGCGGACGAGAGGUUCUUCGUGUCCAACGUGUAUCACCAGUCCUUGGUGGAAGUAAAUGAAGAAGGGACCGUGGCGGCCGCGGCGACCAUGUUCGGUUGUCUAGCUGGUUCUUCUCCGUCUAUGUUUAGUACGCCGGUCCCGGUAGUAGACUUCGUCGCCGACCAUCCCUUCAUGUACUUGAUCAAGGAGGAGCGCAGCGGCGUCGUGGUUUUCGCCGGCCAAGUAGUUAAUCCUUCGCUCUAA